Messenger RNA from Salvia hispanica, 5519 nucleotides. RefSeq names its product protein ESSENTIAL FOR POTEXVIRUS ACCUMULATION 1-like. The record is from RefSeq and is a predicted model, not a curated record. Lineage: Eukaryota; Viridiplantae; Streptophyta; Magnoliopsida; Lamiales; Lamiaceae. Gene Ontology annotation, molecular function: protein binding.
CUCAGCCGUUACCCUACACUUCACCCGCCUUCGUCUAUUCUGUGCAGCAGUCAAUCAAAAGGGUUUUCGGCAUCUCUCUCUCCCACCUCGAUCAUCAAUGGCUGACAAGACUCAGUUUGAUUCUCGCCCCAAUCUGAUCACCAAAGAUCUUCAUGGAGUUGACAAUUCCAUUCCCCUAUCGCCACAAUGGCUUUUGCCAAAACCAGGGGAGAACAAAGCUGGAGUGGUUACUGGGGAAAACCAUCUUAGUCCACUUCAAGGACAGGCCAAUUCUCGAGAUAGUACAAAACUACCUGGAGCAGUUGAAGGCUUGAAUGAUGACCAGAACAAGAAAGAUGUUUUCCGUCCAUCCAUAAGAGAUAUGGAAUCUGGUAGGCGUGAACGUUGGCGUGAUGAAGAAAGGGAUACCAAUUCCUCUGUCCGCAAAGAUCAAUGGAGAGAAGGGGAAAGAGAGCUUCAUGGUAACCGACGAGUGGAUCGGUGGGCUGAUUCUCCUGGGAAACAAUAUGGUGAAGUGCGCCGUACCCCAGUAGAGCGAUGGGCUGAUCCAGCAAAUAAAGAAGGUCACGAUCAACGCCGAGAGAGCAAAUGGAAUACUCGUUGGGGGCCUGAUGACAAAGAGGUUGAUGCAGUGCGUGAAAAGUGGGGGGGUUCUAGUAAAGAAAAUGAUACAAUUCUUGACAAAGGGUCUUCUCAACCUCGUGCUCAUGCAAAGGAAGAGAGGGAUGGGGAUCAUUUUCGACCAUGGAGACCAAGCUCAUCCUACAGCCGAGGAAGAGCAGAUCCUCACCACCAAGCUUCACCCCCAAACAAACAAGUUCCUGUCUUGUCACAUGGAAGGGGACGUGGAGAAAAUCAUGCACCAACCUUUUCUAUUGGCAGAGGAAAGGUUAACUCUAUGGGGAGCUCUGUCUCUCACUUAGCCAGUAAUCAUGGACCUAUCUUAGAAAAAGAUGACAGUGUUAAUAGUGAGCCCCAUGCUCUAAAAUAUAGCAGGGCGAAGUUGAUUGAUAUCUACAGGUCAGUUGAUUUGAGAUCCUGCACAAAGUUUUUGGAGGGGCUUAUUCAUGUACCUUCUCUAACUCAAGAUGAAUAUGUGGAACCCAUGGCCUUUUGUUCCCCGACACCUGAAGAAUUGGUUAUCCUCAAGGGGAUUGAGAAAGAAGAAAUUGUGAGCAGUGGUGCACCUCAAAUCAGUAAAGAUGGAUCUGCUGGCCGAGCAACUACUGACUUUAUGCAUUCUAGAAGAAACAGGAUUGCAGGUAGUAGAGAUGAUCUUGCAGCUUCUCAUGAUGAUUCAGAAGGUUUGUCUGAUGAAAGGCAGGUAUAUUCCCGGUCUAAUGCCAAAGUGGAGGCCAUGCAGGACUAUCAGACUUCUGAUCACAAACUGAAUGCUGAAGUUUUGAAAGAAAAUAGGAGCAUUCUUGGCUCCAGAGAGUCUAGUGCCCCGGGACAUGAUGGUUCAUGGAGAUCUUCAUCCUUUAACUCUGCAUUGGAGAACAGUUCAACGGAUACCCUUAACACUAGAAAGGGACCUCAGUUCCAGAUGGGUGAUCAUCCUAUGACGAGAAGACAAACAUCAGCAGUGUUGGACAGGGAGAUUGAGGCAUGCAAACUUUCUCAGAUUCCACCUGAAGACUUAGUACUCAUCUAUAAAGAUCCGCAGGGUGAGAUUCAAGGUCCAUUUUCUGGAAGUGAUAUCAUUACAUGGUUUGAGGCUGGGUAUUUUGGCAUAGAAUUGCUAGUUCGCUUAGCCAGUGCACCGGCUGAUAGUCCAUUCACUUCACUUGGAGAUGUGAUGCCACACUUGCGUGCUAAAGCACGUCCUCCUCCUGGAUUCAAAUCACCUAAGCCCAACGAAAUACAAGAUACAUCUGGUUGGUUGAACUAUGGAAACAUGGGGAAUCUUCACCCUAUUUUGAACGAGGCUGAAACGUCAAAAGCUGAUUCAAGAUACAAACCUGGUUCAGCGACUGAGGCUGAAAACAGGUUCCUGGAGUCACUUAUGGGGGGCGGCAUGAAUCCUGCAGCACUGGAAAAUUUUGCUCUCUCAGAAGCUAUGCAGGGAUACAGUGGAAAUAUUUCUAACAAACUUCCUUCUGUAGGAGGUAAUAGUGGGGAUGAUCCUUAUAUAUUGGCGAAAAAGAUGAUGCUAGAGAGGCAGAGAUCUCUUCCAAGUCCUUAUCAAUUUUGGCCAGGGAGAGAUGCAGCUGCUAUUGCUGCAAAGACAGAUUUAGUGGGUGAUGCAUCACUGGCUCGCCAGAACCUUUUGUCUUCUAUUGCAGACAAUGCUCUUGCACAGAAUAAUUCACAGAAUGUGGAUUUAUUGACAUCCCGUCAGGGGAUAGCUGAAAGACCCAGCUCCAAUGUCAACAAUGGAAUGGGUGGCUGGUUGAAUUUCCCUGUCCAAGGGGGACUGGACCCACUUCAGAAUAAGUUGGACAUUCAUCACUCUCAGAAUUUUCCUCCACAAUCUGCAAGUAGCUUGCAGCAAAGGCUGCAGAUGCAGAAUCCAUCUAUGAGUAAUUUAUUACCCAAAUCCAUGGACAACCCAUCCAACCUAUUAACACCGGAUAAUCUACUCGCGUCUGGUCUGUCCCAAGACCCGCAACUGCUAAGUUUGUUGCAACAGCAGUAUAUGCUGCAGCUGCAAUCUCAGGUGCCAGUUCCACCACAACAAUCUAUUUUGGAUAAGCUACUGCUUUUAAAGCAGCAACAGAAGCAGGAAGAGCAGCAACAAUUAUUGCAUCAGCAACAAUUGAUUUCUCAGUUGCUCUCUGAGCAGCAUCCUAAUCAACGACUGGGUGAUCCAUCAUUCCAGCAUUUGCAAGCUGGAGCUUUGGCUGCAAGAAUUACUAAUGUUGAUCAUGCCUCAUUUCGACAACCACACGAGUUAUUUAAAAAUGAUCUUCAGCUUCAAUCCCAGAAUCCACAACAUGAAAAUGUUGUCUUACCUGUUGCCCCUCCCAGUAUUUCACAAGAUUUUAACCCAUAUGUUGCUCCUGAAACAUCUAUGCAUGCCCCACAUCCAACUUUUGCCAAUAACGCGGAGCAAAGGAAUUGGAAUGCCAUCCUGCCUCAUCAAAUUGUCGAUAAGCAGCAAGACAUGUCUUCUAUGCCAACUGAUGGAAUGGAAGAAAUAGUUAUGUCAGAGGUGACCAACAACAAGCCUUUGGAACGUACGUCGUGUGAUGAUGAAACUGUCAGAUCUACAACUUCUGAUGUUGCUUUGAGUCCUACACCUGUGGUAUGUUUAGCGGAAUCACUUAAACAGGAAUUGCCUGCUGCUAAUAUUCACGUAGAUGUAAGUGCAUCAAAUGAGAGUUCUGCUAGAACUGUUGCAUAUGCACAAGAUUUAGGUGAAAAAGUCACUAGUGAGUCCUUACCUGUUAAGGAAAUGAAAGUUCCUGAGGCUGAGGAAGCGAAGAAGCUGGUUGAGAAGAAAUCCAAAAAGCAAAAGGCUUUGAAGGUUUCUACUGAGUUGGUAAAGGGUGUGUCUAAGCCACAACAGCCUAAACCAGAAAGUGAAAGAGCAAACAUGCCUCAUGAAAAACCUGAGACAAUGCCUGUCCAUCUAGAUGCACUUGAUGCACCUGUUUCCAUAAAGGAGAGUAAGACUAUUGAUGAUAUGGAUUCGCUUGGCAAACAAUCACUGUCUUCUUGGAAUUCUACAGGUGGUGGGGUAGCAGGUGAGAGCAAGGGUCAGAUAGAACAAGCUGUGUCUGCUUCAGAUCACACCCAUGCUGGACAACGUGCAUGGAAGCCUGCUCCUGGUUUCAAGCCAAAAUCGUUGCUCGAAAUACAGCAGGAAGAGCAGAGGAGAAGAGCACAAGAAGAAGUGGCUGUUUCGGAUAUCUCAACAUCUCUAACCUCUAUUGCCAUUUCUCCUCCCUGGGCUGGGGUAGUUUUGAGUUCUGAUAAUAAGGCACCUAACAUACUUCACCCGGAUACCAGUGCUGAGUUAAAAUCUGAGAGUUCCUCAAUCCAGAAGAACAAGAGCAGCCAAGCUGAAGAUCUAUUUUGGGAUGCUGCUGCCAAGUCAGUCGAGAGAGAAAUGGAAGUUUCUGAAAGUGCUUCCUGGGGAGUGCCUUCCAAAACAGCGAGUUCACAAAAUAAGGCUGUUGAUGAUGAUGACUUUAUCGAGGCUAAAGAUACUAAAAAGAGUCGUAAAAAGGCUUCUAAAGCUAAGAACGCUGCAGCUAAGGUUGCUCCUGCAACUUCAGUAGACGUGGCAGUUGGAUCAAGUUCAAAUGACAAGGGAAAAAUUACUCGGCAAAUGCAGCAAGAGAAGGAAGCCUUUACAGCAGUGCCAUCAGGCCCUUCCUUUGGUGAUUUUGUUAUGUGGAAGGAUGAGUCUGCAAGCCCGUCUCCUGGCCCUGCUUGGUCCACUGAUUCCGGCAAGCUUCAUAAGCCAACUUCACUCAGGGAUAUCCUAAAGGAACAACAAAGGUCAAUGUCAUCUGUACCUGCAAUUCCGGUGCCAAUUCCUCAGAAAUCUGCAACUAACCAAACUGCCCGUGGAAGUGUUUCCUCAUGGUCAGUCUCUGGAUCAUCACCUGCAAAGGCUGCAUCCCCGAGACAAGUUUCUUCGCAGAUAAAAAAUAAUGUGGAGGAUGAUCUCUUCUGGGGGCCAUUGGAUCAAGUGAAACAAGAGGCAAAGCAGUCAGGUUAUCCUCAACUUGGAACACAGGGCAGUUGGGGAAGCAAAACCCCACCUGUGAAAGGAAAUGCUAGUGGUCCAUUGAACCGAGAGAAAUCAAUCGGUGGAAGGCCUACUGAGUAUUCACUUUCUUCAACAGCUUCCUCAAUGAAAGGGAAGAAGAAUGCCUCCAACAAAAAUUCAGAGGCCAUGGACUUCAAGGAAUGGUGCGAGAGUGAGUGCGCCAGACUUGUAGGUUCCAAAGAUACAAGUUUCCUGGAAUUUUGUUUUAAGCAAUCAAGAGGGGAGGCCAAAACGCUUCUGAUAGAAAAUCUUGGUUCAUUUGAUCCCGACCACGAGUUCAUCGACAAGUUUCUAAAUUACAAAGACUUUUUGCCUGCGGAUGUUCUUGAAGUUGCCUUCAAAAGCCAGAACAAUGACAAGGCCUAUGGGUCGACAACGAGAGAUGUGAACACGAACUUUGUUGAUGGAUUGGGCUCGGCGAAAGGUGGUGUGGCAGCGAGUGAUGGGGACGUGAAAGGAGGUGGAAAGAAGAAGGGGAAGAAGGGGAAGAAAGUGAGUCCAUCCGUUUUAGGAUUUAAUGUGGUUAGCAACAGGAUCAUGAUGGGUGAGAUUCAGUCAAUUGAGGAUUAAGCCCAUAGCUAGGAAAUUGCAAAUACAUUUGUGUUGACAGACUGUAAAUGCUUUUGUUUUUCUCUUCUUUUAGUGAGGAAUUUAACCCCUCUUUUAUAGAGCAACUGCAGCACUAAUUUAUCUGCUCAAGCAAUUUUGUUAAGUUAUCCAGAUUAGAUAUCUAUACUACUGUACUGAUUGUAAGAGUUGAAUGCUUAGUUAUAUAUUUGUGCUACCAGCUUUCAUA